Molecule: messenger RNA, 2393 nt
Organism: Cannabis sativa
Lineage: Eukaryota; Viridiplantae; Streptophyta; Magnoliopsida; Rosales; Cannabaceae
Product: 3-hydroxy-3-methylglutaryl-coenzyme A reductase 1
Exons: 3
Coding region: 337-2103 (588 amino acids)
Biological process (GO): coenzyme A metabolic process; sterol biosynthetic process; isoprenoid biosynthetic process
Cellular component (GO): endoplasmic reticulum membrane; peroxisomal membrane
Molecular function (GO): hydroxymethylglutaryl-CoA reductase (NADPH) activity; protein binding
Source: RefSeq, a predicted model, not a curated record
AAAAAACUAUGUUGAGAGGGUUAACGUAAGGUAAUUAUACAUCGAAAUUGAGGUGUAUUACAUUGACAAUCAUAGCACGUGUCAACACGUGAGAAGACCAUAAUAAUAAUAAUAAUAUGAUUAAUUGCCUCAAACCAACACUAUAAAUAUAGAACAAUCCUUAUUACUAGCUCCACCACCCACAAAACCAGAACCGAAAAACAGAAACUCAAAACGUGUUUCUGAAUUCGGAUCACUGUUUUUGUUUCUGGUCCAUCAUCAUCAUCAUCAUCAGAAUCAAUCAUCAUCGUUUUUCUUUUCUCCGCCGUUUGAUCUAAAAACACCACCACCAUCAAAAUGGAUGUCAGAAGCAGGCGAUCAACCAAGUCUGGGCCGGCCGAGCCCAUUAAGGCCUUAAAAAAGGCCCAUCAUAAUGAAGAAAGCCCAAAAGCUUCAGAUGCUCUUCCUCUUCCUCUGUACGUAACCAACGUCGUUUUCUUCACUCUGUUUUUCUCGGUCGUUUAUUUCCUCCUUACACGGUGGCGCGAGAAGAUCCGUACCUCAACUCCUCUCCAUGUCCUCACUUUUUCCGAAAUCUCCGCCGUCUUUGCUUUAAUCGCUUCCUUCAUUUAUCUUUUGGGCUUUUUCGGAAUCGAUUUCGUUCAGUCCUUGAUUCUCCGACCAACCACCGACGUAUGGGCCGCCGACGAUGAAGAAGAAGAACAAGAAUCAAUCUUAAUCAAAGACGACACUCGAAAAGUCCCUUGUGGAGCUGCACUCGAAUGCCCACUUCCCCAAAUUGCACCACCAGUCGUUGUUUCCUCCAAAUCGGCUUUACCAAAGGUAAUCGACACAGUUCCGGCGACGACCGAAGAAGACGAAGAGAUCAUUAAAUCCGUCUUGGAUGGGAAAACGCCGUCGUAUUCUCUUGAAACUAAGUUGGGUGAUUGUCAUAGAGCGGCUUCGAUUCGUCGUGAAGCGUUACAGAGAUUGACUGGAAAAUCUCUCUCCGGUCUGCCAUUGAAUGGGUUCGAUUACGAUUCGAUUUUGGGUCAGUGCUGUGAGAUGCCAGUUGGGUAUGUUCAGAUUCCGGUGGGGAUAGCCGGACCUCUGUUGCUUGACGGAAGAGAGUAUUGUGUUCCGAUGGCGACCACUGAGGGUUGUUUGGUAGCCAGCACCAAUCGGGGCUGUAAAGCCAUUCAUCUUUCCGGUGGAUCUUUCAGUGUGUUGUUGAAAGACGGCAUAACCAGAGCUCCCGUGGUGAGAUUCAACACCGCCAGAAGAGCCGCUGAUUUGAAGUUUUUCUUAGAAGAACCCAAUAAUUUCGAAACUCUCACCAUGGUUUUCAACAGAUCGAGCAGGUUUGCAAGAUUACAGACAAUAAAAUGCACAAUUGCAGGAAAGAAUCUGUACAUGAGAUUCUGCUGCACCACAGGAGACGCAAUGGGAAUGAACAUGAUAUCAAAAGGAGUACAAAACGUUCUUGAUUUUCUCCAAAAUGAUUUCCCAGACAUGGACGUAAUUGGAAUCUCAGGAAACUUCUGUUCGGACAAGAAACCCGCGGCCGUAAACUGGAUCGAAGGGCGAGGCAAAUCGGUUGUGUGCGAAGCCACAAUCAAAGGUGAGGUGGUGAGAAAAGUGUUGAAGACUAAUGUGGAAGCUCUCGUUGAACUUAACAUGCUCAAGAAUCUGACUGGUUCAGCUAUGGCUGGUGCUCUUGGUGGGUUCAAUGCCCAUGCUAGUAACAUAGUCUCUGCUGUGUUCAUAGCCACUGGUCAAGAUCCUGCUCAGAACGUGGAAAGCUCACAUUGUAUAACUAUGAUGGAGCCAGUCAAUGAUGGCAAAGAUCUUCAUGUUUCUGUCACUAUGCCAUCUAUUGAGGUUGGUACAGUAGGAGGUGGAACUCAAUUGGCAUCACAAUCAGCAUGUUUGAACUUGCUUGGAGUAAAGGGAGCAAACAGAGAAGUAGCAGGGUCAAAUGCAAGAAUGUUGGCCACCAUUGUUGCAGGAGCUGUUCUUGCUGGUGAACUCUCUCUAAUGUCAGCUCUUGCAGCUGGUCAACUCGUUAAUAGUCACAUGAAAUACAACAGAUCAAACAAAAACCUUACUACUCCUACUCCUUAAUCCCCAAUUAUAUUUAUAACAACAAACACUCUUAAUUACCCAAAAAAAAUAUAUAUAUGUAUGGGGAAUUAUAUUAAGCCAAAGAACAUAAAUAAUAAUACCAUAUAUAUAGUAUUUAUUAUUACCUAGCUAGUUCUAGGUGAAUUACUACUACUACUACUACUCUUGUAUUCUUUUCUUUUUUUUUUUAUUUAUUUUAAUUUUCGUGUAAACUUUUAAUGAUGUACCUGUAAGAAUUAAAUUGUGUAAAAAAAAAUAUGCAUGGUUGGGAAAAACUUUUCGUUAUAAAA